Oncorhynchus kisutch (coho salmon) is the source of this 4744-nucleotide messenger RNA. Its product is annotated as WD repeat-containing protein 47-like. Gene Ontology annotation, molecular function: protein binding. The record is from RefSeq and is a predicted model, not a curated record. Lineage: Eukaryota; Metazoa; Chordata; Actinopteri; Salmoniformes; Salmonidae.
CCUCUAUUCCACUGCAUCUAACGGCUGGAACAUGCUAGAUAAUGUCUGGAAAAGCAAUUGCCAGGGAUGUAAACAGUUGCAAUGCCGUUAUUAAGGGACUAAGUGACAAUAUAUAUGAAUUGCGUGAGCUGACUGUGAUCGAGCUGAAAGUUGUUGAGCGGACCGCGGGAUGCACCGUCGUAGGUGUGUGAAACCGCAGCGUAUCUUCCGGUUGAUUGGUGGCUUGCUGCUGUGCACUUGGCAACCGGAGGUUGUGUAUAGGCUACUAGAAAUACGGUGGGAAAGCGAGAGAAAAAACAAACGAAGAUUUGUAUAAAAUAUCCUUGCUAAAAUACAUUGUAAACGUUCUCAUCUGCUGGCGAACCUGCGGAUUACAUUCGCAAUUUAUGUGACGUUAUUUGUAGGGAUAAACAGACUCUCUCUCUCCACCUGUCCUGACAGACUGUCGCCAUGACAGCAGAGGAGACCAUUAACAUCAAAGAGGUGGAGGUGAUCAAGCUGAUGCUGGACUUCCUCAACUCCAGGAAGCUUCACAUCAGCAUGCUGUCUCUGGAGAAGGAGAGUGGCGUCAUUAAUGGCCUUUACUCUGACGACAUGCUCUUCCUCAGGCAGCUGAUUCUAGAUGGCCAAUGGGAAGAGGUCCUACAAUUCAUUCAGCCUUUAGAAGGCAUGGAGAAGUUUGACAAAAAGAGGUUCCGCUACAUCGUCCUGAAACAAACAUUUCUGGAGGCCCUGUGUGUAAAUAACGCCAUGUCAGCUGCUGACGACCCUCAGAACCUGGAGCUGUCCAUGCAAGAGGCGGUCAGAUGUCUCCACAGCCUGGAGGGGUUCUGUCCCUCUAAAGAGGACUACAGUAAACUAUGCCUGCUCCUCACGCUGCCCUGCCUCACCCAACAUGCUGAGUUCAAGGACUGGAACCCCAGCACGGCCCGGGUGCACUGCUUCGAGGAGGCCUGCGCCAUGGUGGCCGAGUUCAUCCCUGCCGACAGGAAGCUGAGCGAGGCUGGGUUCAGGGCCAGCGGCAACCGCCUCUUCCAGCUGCUCAUCAAAGGAGUUUUGUACGAGUGCUGUGUGGAGUUCUGUCAGAGCAAAGCCACGGGGGAGGAGAUCACGGAGGACGAGGUGCUCUUGGGCGUGGACAUGCUGUGUGGCAAUGGCUGCGACGAACUCGACCUCUCCCUGCUUUCGUGGCUCCAGAACCUCUCGCCAGGCGCCUUCUCCUGCGCCUUUCAGCAGAAGACCCUGGCCAUCCACGUGGAUCGCCUGGUCAAGCCCACCAAGGCCGGCCACGCCGACCUGCUCACCCCCCUCAUCAGCCGGCUUUCCCCCUGUCCCUCUUCGCCCCUGCAGAGGCCCCAGUCGGCAGACACCUACAUGUCUCGGUCCCUGAACCCGGUGCUGGACGGGCUGUCCCAUGGCCUGGCGGCCCAGGCCCAGAACAAGAGGGGCACGGAGGGCAGCGUGAGACCGGCGCUCAGCCAAAGCAUGGUGGAGAAUAACGUGCACCAGCUGGACGACGACUCGCCAGAAAGGAUUGUCCCACCGGUUCUGGUUCUGGCCUCCAGUGGACCAAAUGUCAUGCGCACCCCUCUGGCCCCCGGGGCGGACGGUGGGCCGCCAAACGAAAAAGAGCACGACGGUGAGCAGAUCCAGGAGUACUACAGACAGAAGAAGCGUGUUCAGCAGCACUUGGAGCAGAAGCAGCAGCAGAGACAGCUGUACCAGCAGAUGCUGCUGGAGGGAGGGGUUCACACACAGGAGGGGCCAGAUGCCCAGCAUAACCUCACUGAGAAGUUCCUCAACAGGUUAGAGACAACACACACACACACCUGGAGGGAGGGGUUCACACACAGGAGGGGCCAGAUGCCCAGCAUAACCUCACUGAGAAGUUCCUCAACAGGUUAGAGAAACACACACACACACCUGGAGGGAGGGGUUCACACACAGGAGGGGCCAGAUGCCCAGCAUAACCUCACUGAGAAGUUCCUCAACAGGUCCAUCCAGAAGCUGGAGGAGAUGAAUGUGGGAAUGGACAAUGUGGGAGAGGGGGGGGUCCAGUCUGUGAGCCAGCAGUGUAACGGGACCCCUGGACCCAACUCUAGUACCCACACCCAAGAGACAGGCCCUCUCAGGGACAAGCCGGGGGGGGUCAGCAGUACCCCUCUUAUGGCAGGGUCUCAGGGCAUGCCCUCCUUCAACGAGUCCCCUGUCCAGAACACUCAGAGAAACAGGGCCACUCUGCCUACUCUUCAGGAUGAUUCGGGCGGCUCCCCAAUGCGCAACAAUUCUCAGAAGAUGGAGAAGUCCAAGGCCCAGUUUGUGGCAGUGAACAGUCUGGAGGACACGCAGGCGUUGCGCGCUGUGGCCUUUCACCCCACGGGGGCGCUGUACGCCGUGGGCUCCAACUCCAAAACCCUGCGCGUCUGUGCUUACCCAGACUCCCUCAACACAAGUGGGUCAGGCCCAGUCAAGCAGCCGGUGGUGCGCUUCAGAAGGAACAAGCAUCACAAGGGUUCCAUCUACUGUGUGGCCUGGAGUCACUGUGGACAACUGCUGGCCACAGGCUCCAAUGAUAAAUAUGUCAAAGUGCUGCCCUUCAACGCAGAAACCUGCAAUGCCACAGGGCCAGACCUGGAGUUCAGUAUGCAUGACGGCACCAUCAGAGACCUGGCGUUCAUGGAGGGUCCUGAGAGUGGAGGAUCCAUCCUGAUCAGCGCCGGAGCCGGAGACUGUAACAUCUACACCACUGACUGUCAGAGAGGACAGGGGCUGCACGCUCUCAGUGGGCAUACAGGCCACAUCCUGUCUCUGUACACGUGGGGUGGCUGGAUGAUCGCCACGGGCUCCCAGGAUAAGACUGUCCGCUUCUGGGACCUGAGAGUCCCCAGCUGUGUGAGGGUGGUGGGGACAGCCCUGCAUGGCUCUGGCAGUGCAGUGGCCUCUGUAGCUGUUGACCCCAGCGCUCGUCUCUUGGCAACGGGACAAGAGGACUGCAGCUGCAUGCUCUAUGACAUCAGAGGAGGCCGGAUGGUGCAGACGUACCGCCCACACACCAGCGACCUGCGCUCUGUCCGUUUCUCUCCCGGGGCACACUAUCUGCUCACGGGUUCCUACGACAACAAAGUCAUCAUCACUGACCUGCAAGGUGACCUGACGAAGCAGCUUCCUCUGACGGUGGCGGCGGAGCACGGUGACAAGGUCAUCCAAUGUAGGUGGCACACGCACGACCUCUCCUUCCUGUCCUCCUCUGCAGACAGGACAGUCAAACUCUGGGCUCAGUGUCCAUGACACUGCUGGCUGGCACUGGGAACACUGGAAACCACAGCUCUUAAAUCUGGUGUUACUGGGAACACUAGCCACCACAACGAGCACAACACACAGUCCACAUCCGUGGACAUACCUGCCCCUUUACCCCUCCGCAAGGCUCUUAGAGGUGUGUGCUACAUGUAUAGUAAUGCUGUGUCAUUUAUUCUUUAGCAUCUGUGCCUCUUGCUAACAGUAGAGCUAUACAAAACCACCUUCAUUUGACUGUAAUGAUACGGCGACACCUCUAUAGUCCUGUUGAAAAUAAUAUACUCAUCAAAUGCAUCAUAGUCUACACUACGCUUAAAGCACACCACAGUCCCCCCUGUUGUUUUCAUAUCGUCCAGUUUUUAGUUAGCUGUUCUGACGGAUGCAGAAUGCCUUAUUUAGUCCAUUCAAACCACAUUAUGUGAAUCAUAUGGUGCCUUGGGUAAAAGCUUUUUGAAUUUUGAAUGUGCGGUGUACAUUUUCAGCUUCAAGAUGGAUGCAAGAAAGGAGGCCUUUCAUUUCUAGAGCUUUAUCUUGACAUGUUCUUAUUUAAUAACAGCUUGUAAAUGUUUUAGGAUUAAAAUCAUCUUGACAUAAAUUGUUGUUGGUAGUACUUAUGCCACUUAUCAAAGAUCUCAAACUUGGAAAUACAUGGCGUUCUUGAAGUAUAAGAUAAUUGUAUCAUAUGUUGUUGGAGGAUUGUGUUUGGAAUUUCAUCUGCGUGUGGAUUUUUGUAAAUGAAUUGUAUAAAUAUUUAAUGGGGGUAUCUUUUAUGUAAUAUUGUAACAAUUAUUGUUAAUGACAUUUUAAUGAACAGUAUUUCAGUUGAGCUGCAGCUUGCUUGGAUGGUAAAUGAUAAAGAGGGACCUUUUUAUGGUUGUUUUUUGGACAGCAAUUAUGACUGAUGGAAAAAGCACUUGCCCAUCUGUGAAUGGGAAUAUAUGGAGCGAUGUUAGUGCUAUCGGAAAUUAAAUACCGAUACAUUGUUUUUGGUGGCACUUAAUAUCAUCACGCCAUGGGAAUAUAUGGAGCGAUGUUAGUGCUAUCGGAAAUUAAAUACCGAUACAUUGUUUUUGGUGGCACUAAUAUCAUCACGCCAUGGGGAUAGGCAGGGGGUUUUAACUGUACUGUUAAAUGUGAAGCCUAAAGCUAAAAGGUUUUUAUAAACACACACAUAGGAAUACAUACUAGAGGAGAUGAACUUUGUCAUGUAGCGUAUUAAAUCAACACUGCACAUUUGGAGCACUUAGCUGUGUCAAAAGUAGGACGGUGUGUCAGUUUCAAUGCACAAGUAGUUCAAGGGUAUAAUAGUUAGUUUUUUUUUGGUGUACUUAAGAUCAAUUAAAUGCAACUACGACAUCAAAUUUUCUCUCUUGCAUUGAUUGCAGUUCAGUUAGUUGGUCACUUGACAUGUACACUGCCUUCAGAGAGUAUUCACACCCCUUGAAUAUGU